Molecule: messenger RNA, 1044 nt
Organism: Callorhinus ursinus (northern fur seal)
Lineage: Eukaryota; Metazoa; Chordata; Mammalia; Carnivora; Otariidae
Source: RefSeq, a predicted model, not a curated record
GUCCGGGCGGGCGGGUUUUGCGUCGGCCCAAUGGGAGCGGCGCGCCGGCCUCCCCUUUAAGGAAUGUUGUGACCUGACGUCACCCGGGCGAGUUACCUCCCCGAGCCACCGCCGCCAGGCUCAGCUCACAGCCCCGGAGCCCUUGAGCGCGAGGCGCGGAGCCCCCGAACCUCAGACAGAGCCCCAAGCCGCGCGCCCCGGAGCCCCGGCCUGCGCGCCCCGCCGGGCCCGCGCGAUGCCCUCGGACCGGCCUUUCAAGCAGCGGCGGACCUUCGCCGACCGCUGUAAGGAGGUGCAGCAGAUCCGCGACCAGCACCCUAGCAAGAUCCCGGUGAUCAUCGAGCGCUACAAGGGUGAGAAGCAGCUGCCGGUUCUGGACAAGACCAAGUUCCUGGUCCCAGACCAUGUCAACAUGAGCGAGUUGGUCAAGAUCAUCCGGCGCCGCCUGCAGCUGAACCCCACGCAGGCCUUCUUCCUGCUGGUGAACCAGCACAGCAUGGUGAGCGUGUCCACACCCAUUGCGGACAUCUAUGAGCAGGAGAAGGACGACGAUGGCUUCCUCUACAUGGUCUACGCCUCCCAGGAAACCUUCGGCUUCUGAGCCAGCAGUAGGGGGGUGGUGUUUGGCCUGGGCGUGGGGGAGGGGGAGGGCCCUGUCAGGCUCUGCCCAGGGAGCUCCUGGCUCCUGAACUGAACUGCCUCUGCCCGAGAUGAGCUAGGCAGGGAUGCUGCCCCCCCCUAGCCAGGGGGCACCAACCACACCUACACUGCCCCUGGGUGGAUCCUGGGCCAUUGUUAGGGUUGCCCUGGGUGCUGGCUGGGAUGGGGGAGGGUAGGGAACAGCCCCCAGCACCCCUGCUCGGUGUGAUUUGUCUUUUUUUUAGGCCCCUGCCCAUCUGCCCCUCCCUCACCUGAGGCGCUGCCCCCCCCCCGGACCUGCCCACCCCUGAAGGACUGGCCCCUGGCUCACCUGGUCUUGACAUGGUGUAUGGAUCUGUGGUCAUUGUCCCUCUGCAGAAUAAAGAUUGCUCAGGCCUGCCUGGC